AUGACUGUUUUUGAUAUCGACGAGCAAGAAAAUCUUGCCCGUAUGCGGCGAGGCGAUCUGUAUUAUGCCUUUACCCCACAGCUCGUGGCUGCUCGGAAGCGGUGCAAACAGGCCCUGGCUCGACUUAACACUGCGGGGGAGUUGACUCGCCGAGACAUUGCGGAACAUUGGAAAGAUAUCACAGAUGAUGAUCGCCCCUUGCCCCCCCCUGCGGCAACAGAGGAUGAAGAAGAUGCUGUCCUACACGAGUACCCCUGGGUAGAGCGGCCCAUCAACAUGGACUAUGGGACAAACGUCAAAGUUGGGAGCGGUGUAUUUAUCAACUUUAACUGCACCAUGAUUGAUACAUGCACUAUAUCCAUCGGAGCCCGAACCCUUGUUGGCCCCAACGUGUCCUUCUUCAGUGGCACUCACCCCCUUGACCCGGAUCUACGCAAUGGAACAAACGGACCUGAGCUGGGCCGCCCUGUGAUCAUUGGCGAGGAUUGCUGGAUAGGAGGAAGUGCCAUGAUUUUACCUGGUGACGUUCCAGCGUAUCAUGUUGUGGCUGGAAACCCUGCAAAAAUUAUCCGCAAGAUAGAACGCAAGCACAAGGCCGAACAAGAAGCCAAAGAAAAGGCUCAGGGGGCGUAG
Molecule: messenger RNA, 633 nt
Organism: Fusarium vanettenii 77-13-4
Lineage: Eukaryota; Fungi; Ascomycota; Sordariomycetes; Hypocreales; Nectriaceae
Exons: 3
Coding region: 1-633 (210 amino acids)
Molecular function (GO): acetyltransferase activity
Source: RefSeq, a predicted model, not a curated record